AUGAGCUUGCACAUUAGUAAACUGAUUGAGCAAUAUCGUUCCACUAAGGACAAUGACCUUAAAUAUAUGCUUUUAAGGCAAAACUUUAAAAUUAACGACAUAGAGGAUGAGCUGGCUCCUCUUGUUAACGAAUUGCUGCUCCCGGUAUUGGUCGAAGAACAAGACAUGGAAAUUCUCAACCUAGUAUCGUUUCAAGUGCUCCCCGAUUUAGUUCUUUCUAUGAUCAGCGACCCUGCAGCUGCUCAGUUGGGAUGGGUAAUAAGCUUGAUAUGCGACCCUUUAUUAAACCAAAGCAUGAUACAUGCAAAUCGUUCUUUUGUUCUGAUUGAGACACUAAGAAAUGUGUUACAAAAAAUUGAAAACUCCCCUCAUUUAGAUUACCACCAACCAGUAAACAGUUCAUUAGAGUUUAUCUCCAAAUUUAUUGUUGAAAUGAAAAGGCAUAUGUGUGAUGUGGAUGCUGCGCAGCUUUCACAUUCACUUUCUGAAAGCAAUAUGCUAAUUUACAUAGAAUCCCUUAAUCUAUUGCUAAAAUUUAGCUUCUUUUCAGACGCGGCAAGUCCUUCAGUAAUGGUCACACUGCCCUUUGAUAUUUUGAAUGACGUUUUUACAAUUGCGCAGGACUAUUCUGCUACGAAUACAAAUGAAAGCAUUGAUAGGAUCACAGAAAAAUUACUUUUGACUUCUACGCAAUUAACUCAUCCGGUGGACCUGGAAAAUUUAUGCCCCAAAAUGAAGUACAAUACUUUAGCAGCAGUUUCUCGAAUAUGGUACAAAUUUGGCCCCAUAGUCGAUAAAUUAUUUACUAACCGGCUAUUACCGGUUCUAUUCCCCCCGCAAAUGGGAGAAGAAUGUAACGUCGAAGAUGUUCUCGAAAUAGUUCAUAACUUCCAUCCAUAUUUUUCUAUUCGUAGGCUAAAGGAUAAUAGGCCUCUAUUGUCAGAUUCGACUAUUAGCCAGCUAAGAGAGGGUUUGUUUGGUAUGCUCAGCAUAUUAAACGACUCGCUGACAAGGACGCAAAAUGAAAACGACCAUGGUAGCGACAAUCUGAUCGACAGUGACGACGGAUUUGGCUCAGACAACGAUCCUGAACAACAAGCGUACCUCGAUGAACUCGUAUCAGAAGGUUAUGACGAAAACAUGUAUGACGGUGAUACGGAUGACGAAGACGCAGAUGAUAUAAACGUUGAAAAAAAUGAUGAAGCCACCAAAGACAUUACAGAAACGAACAAAAUCCUUUUAAUCUUUUCUGAGUUACAUUAUCCUCAGGAGGAGCGCUUCUCUGAACUGUUGGUUGAGUUGCAGACUAAGAUCGCUAUAAACACAUCCUUAAUUGAUAAAAUUCUUUCAAAAGAGACAACAGAAUUACCCACUCACAAUGGGGAAAUCGCAGAUUUGAACGAAAUUCUAAAUGAAGUGAAAGGCAAUAAACCAAUUAGAAAAAACGUUAUUUUUUGUACGUUAGCGCAUACUUUGUCGUUGCAAUCCGGUUCCGAAUUGUCUGUUCUACAGCUAUCAAUAGAGGUUAUUGAUCAUCUGCUGGUUAAAAAUCAUUCAAAUAACAUCACUCGUGGCGAGCAAUUUCAAUUGAUUAAGUUGAUAUUACCCCAUCUAAAAACAAAUAAAUCUUUUAUUGAUACAUUAAAAGCAGGAAAUUUUACCCAAAAAAUUGAUGAAGGAGUGACCUUAAGAACAAUGAUUCUUUCUCUACUACUACAACUAUUCCCACUGGAUUACUCUAUGCUAGGUGAGAUUUUACCCACUAUUGCGCGAUAUUCUGUAAGGGAUAAGGAUCUUGGGGUGAGAGAUCUGUCCUUCCAAUUGCUGGACCAAAUUCUACGCACAUACUAUAAUUACCUAAUUGGUAUCGAUUGGGAAUGGUAUAAAGAUGACUUCUAUCAAGUUUUGCAAGAAACUUGUAUUAAAAAAGACAUAAAUACCAACCUCUUGCUACAAUUUCCUCCUUAUCUCCCUCAUGACUAG
Molecule: messenger RNA, 1983 nt
Organism: Saccharomyces cerevisiae S288C
Lineage: Eukaryota; Fungi; Ascomycota; Saccharomycetes; Saccharomycetales; Saccharomycetaceae
Gene: LAG2
Product: Lag2p
Exons: 1
Coding region: 1-1983 (660 amino acids)
Source: RefSeq, marked reviewed